Messenger RNA from Lactuca sativa (garden lettuce), 947 nucleotides. RefSeq names its product formyltetrahydrofolate deformylase 1, mitochondrial. Gene Ontology annotation, biological process: 'de novo' IMP biosynthetic process. Gene Ontology annotation, molecular function: formyltetrahydrofolate deformylase activity. The record is from RefSeq and is a predicted model, not a curated record. Lineage: Eukaryota; Viridiplantae; Streptophyta; Magnoliopsida; Asterales; Asteraceae.
AUGGCUCAAAUGAGCAACAACGGGUCGAGAGGAGGAACAAACAGCUUUAGAAAUGGCCAAAGUCAAGGCCGUUCAGGAGUAUUAACAAGUAAGAAUAAAUUCUGUUUCAAUGAGUUUGUGUUCGACCCAAUUAAAUGGCAGCGGAAGCAAAUGAACGAGGACUUCCUUGACCUAUCAAAGAUGUUCAAUGCAGUUAAAUCGCUUGUUCGAGUGCCUUCUGUAGACUCCAAAUAUAAAAUUGCUCUUCUUGCUUCUAAGCAGGACCAUUGUCUUGUUGAUCUACUGCAUGCUUGGCAAGAUGGAAAACUUCCGGUUCAGAUAAGCUCUGUAAUCAGCAAUCAUGAUAGGGUGGGGAAUACCCAUGUGAUGCGGUUCCUUGAAAGACAUGAGAUUCCAUAUCAUUAUCUGUCCAAGUCAAAGGAGAAGAAUGUAGAAGAUGAGAUAUUGGGGUUGGUUGAAGAUACAGAUUUCUUGGUCCUUGCUAGAUACAUGCAGGUGUUGUCUGGAAACUUUUUGAAAAGAUAUGGGAAGGAUGUGAUCAACAUACAUCAUGGCUUAUUGCCAUCAUUCAAGGGAGGAAAUCCAUCUAGGCAGGCUUUUGAAGCUGGGGUCAAAUUGAUUGGUGCCACAACCCAUUUUGUCACGGAGGAGCUUGAUGGGGGCCCAAUCAUUGAGCAGAUGGUUGAGAGAGUCUCGCACAAGGAUAAUUUGCUGAGUUUUAUUCAGAAAUCUGAGAAUCUUGAAAAACAAUGCCUUAUGAAGGCAAUCAAGUCAUAUUGUGAGUUACGCAUUCUACCUUAUCAACACAACAGGACUGUUGUAUUUUGAGUAAGCUCAAAAUGAUGCUGAUCAAAACUACAGAGUCCAUUUUAUUCCUUGUGUUGCAAAGUUUUUGUAUUUCAUUUUAAUUAUUCAUUCUAAUAUAAGUUGUUCUUGUUCCAAUCCAA